This is a messenger RNA of Ciona intestinalis (vase tunicate), 1888 nucleotides long. The record is from RefSeq and is a predicted model, not a curated record. Lineage: Eukaryota; Metazoa; Chordata; Ascidiacea; Phlebobranchia; Cionidae.
UGUCACACUUUUUCCACAACAGGUUAAGCUUGUAUGCAGAAAGUGACAAUGGGUUUUGUGAAAAAUAGCUUUUGGGUGUCUUUAUUUCCUACAAAAUUCUGUAUGUUGUUUACCAUUUGAAUACAUCAUAAGAAGGAAUCUUCAUAUUCACAACUACAUGUGAAAUCAAGCGUGCUGCAUUUGGAAACGAGAUUUCUAUGAUUGCAGUUAUAUAUUUGAAUAUUUUGAGAUGCCUAUUCGACCUAAUAGUAACUCAACAAUGGAUGGCAGACACCCUCCGAUCAUGUUACCACCGGAUUAUAAAAUUUAUCAGAUGAAUAAACGACUGCAGGAACGAACAGAUAACUGUGACAACCAAUGGUGGGACACUUUUGCUUCCGAGUUUUUCGAAGAUAAGUCCAUGCUCACUCUAUCUUUUUGCUUGGAGGAUGGUUUAAAGAGAUAUACAAUUGGAAGGACAUUAAUUCCCAGGUUUUUCAGGACCAUGUUCGAAAGUGGAGUGAUAGAUAUGCAGAUGGUGCUUCGCCUGCCUAAGGAUUAUAUGAAUAAUGCUAAUGGCACAAUAACAUUGGACUGUGAGCAUGCAACUAUGGUCAUGCACCACAACAAGCCUGUUCCUACUAAAGUGUGUUCAGAAGGACAUUUGCUUGUGGAUUUUAGUGCCGAUGAACUAAUGAGAAUUCGUUCAUGGCAUUUCGCAAUACAGACGCACCUAGAGUACAUACCUAAACAAGCCCCAAUGCAAAACCCUGGAAUUCUUGAAGAUUUAUGUAAAAACACAACACGCCAAGGUCUCACGCCACCCAUGCUUAACUACUUAAAGAUGUGCGUCAUUAUUGAGCCAAUGAAAGAGCUCAUGUCCAGGCAGAAAACCUAUAACAUGGAUCCACGAGACUGCCUCCGUAACUGCCUCUUUCAAAAGUGGCAGCGAAUGCUAAACCCAACAACUGAUGCCAGCAGACCAACAAAACGACCGUCACGAAAGCGGAAAAACUCCAGCAACAACAACACCCCUCAUGUUAGUCAACCACAGAAAAAGAAAGGUUUCCAAACGUCUGAAGUAAUGAUGGUCAGCGAACCAACACUCAUGGGUUGUGAGUUUGGAGAUGAAGAUGAAAGAAUGAUCACGAGAUUGGAGAAUAAUCAAUUCGAUGGGCCUUCAGUAAAGUCUGAAGAGCAUGAUACAUCAGCUGCUAGUUUCCCAAGCAUUUCUUCUCCCUCUAAUCCAGCAGGUUGGCAAGGACAUCCCCCACAAAGUGCUGGAAUGCCCAAUAACAUUAUACCGAAAAGUGAGCCUGCAGAUCUGGCCCCUAACCCCACCCCACCUUUAUCCUCUAGCACUUAAUCUUUCUUUUUUGUGCAAAUUUACAUGAUCCAAAGCUUACGAUGAUGUUAUUUUUCCAUAGAUAUUAGUAGGAUUUUUCAUGAAGCACCUGUGUGAAAUUAAUGGUCUAUAACUGUUUUUUAUAAUGUACAUGAAAAUUUGAUAAUUGGUGCAAAAAUGAAACUCUCCAAAUGUGAUAAAUAUAUGCACAAUCCAAGGACCUGUAUUUAGUAUAUUUGUUUCAUCUACAUGUUUACUAAACAUGACUAUGACCUCGUAACUAUUGCAACAUCAAGUACAGUGUAUAUUUCAAAAUUUUGCCUAAAACAGUGAAGCUGAUUGCAAAAUCAUGUCCAUUUCACUGUUAACUAAUCUUGUGUUAAAUUCAAUUAUGCAAAGUCAUAAUUGUUUCUUCUUAUCAAUUAUUCCCAUGGAACAACUAAAUGUUUGUAUUUUCAAACAUUAGUGACUUGAUGAAAUAUGAACGUAAGCAUUAAUUUCAGUGUUGUUUAUAUAAUAUUUGUAAAAACAAUGGUGCUGCUAUUAAAUUGCCACAAAAAUGUU